Molecule: messenger RNA, 233 nt
Organism: Paramecium octaurelia
Lineage: Eukaryota; Ciliophora; Oligohymenophorea; Peniculida; Parameciidae
Source: the annotation of a GenBank genome assembly
AUGUCCAUCCAAGAUUAAAAAUAAAGAGGAAGUGCUUUAUCCAUAUUUCUAUAUCAAGUUGUCAAAAUUACAUUGAUAAAGUAUAAUCGAUCAAUUUACAAAGAAACAUCAAUAUUCCAAAGAGAGAUUAUAACAUUUAGAUGCAAAACAAUUAAAUCUUAAAUUACAUUAUUAAGUUUGAUGAAGUUGAAAUAAGUUUUUAAAUGAAGUUCAAAAAUUCUCGGAUGAAAUGA